Cyphomyrmex costatus is the source of this 582-nucleotide messenger RNA. RefSeq lists its product as uncharacterized. The record is from RefSeq and is a predicted model, not a curated record. Lineage: Eukaryota; Metazoa; Arthropoda; Insecta; Hymenoptera; Formicidae. The transcript has a single exon. The coding region runs from base 1 to 582 and encodes 193 amino acids.
AUGGCGCCCGUAACGUUAAAAAAGUUUUUUAACGCGUUGCAACGCGCGCGCGAAAGCGAAAUCGACGGUAUACGUGAACGGUUGAUAAGUAAACCGCGUGCGUCGAUUACGAAAGGCAUUGUACAGUCACGGCUCGAGGCUUUGGGGGCGGUUUGGAGCGAGGUACGCAAAACUCAUUCCGAGAUUAUUGUCAGGGAUGAUGCCGGAUCUGAUGCUUACGUUGUAGACGAUUGGUUCAAGCGUAUUCAAGGCGUUUACGAGAACGCUGUCGAUGAGUGCUUGACUCUUUUACCCCAAUUCGAGAUGGUCGCGGGAAGUAGAAUGUCGGGAGCAGAUUCCGCGAGUGUUUCGGAUAUGGGUACACCUAGUGUCGCGAAGCUCCCGCGCAUUCCUUUACCGACUUUUUCGGGUAAAUACGAAGAUUGGGAUAGUUUCUGCGAUCUCUUCACUACGCUGGUUCUUGACGCUCCUCGUUUAGCGGAUGCGACUAAGUUGCAGUAUCUCAAAUCGUGUUUGACGGGUAGCGCGGCGGAGCUUAUUAAAGAUGUCGCUAGCACUAGCGCGAACUAUGCUAGUACGUAG